Messenger RNA from Onychostruthus taczanowskii (white-rumped snowfinch), 2454 nucleotides. RefSeq names its product tRNA N(3)-methylcytidine methyltransferase METTL2-like. The coding region runs from base 17 to 1135 and encodes 372 amino acids. Lineage: Eukaryota; Metazoa; Chordata; Aves; Passeriformes; Passeridae. Gene Ontology annotation, molecular function: tRNA (cytidine-N3)-methyltransferase activity. The transcript is spliced from 9 exons. The record is from RefSeq and is a predicted model, not a curated record.
CGCUGGCCGGACCGUCAUGGCGGCGUCCAGCGAGGCAGGGGAGCGGCGGCCUUUCGGGAGGCGUCUCCUCACCGACCCCGCCCGGCUUUUCCAGCACAAUGCCUGGGAUAAUGUGGAAUGGUCAGAAGAGCAGGAAGCCAGUGCCAGGAGUAAAGUUCAAGAGAACAGCUCACAACUAUUGCCACAAGAUAAACAAGAGGAAUAUGAGGUGAAUGCUAAGAAAUACUGGGAUGACUUCUAUAAAAUCCAUGAAAAUGGCUUCUUCAAGGACAGGCACUGGCUGUUCACUGAAUUUCCUGAGCUGGCACCUCACAGGAACUCAAGCCAAAAUGGAGAUUCUGUGCAUGGAUUUAGUGACACAGAAGAAUCCAAAAAUGAAGGGCUAGGAAGCUGUGAAAAUGGCCAUUGCUCAUUGGAAACCAAGACAGAGAGUCAGUUAAACCUGAUAAAAAGCCCACCUGGAGGCCACACAGAGGAGCUGGCUGCACAGAAAGACAGUGAGCUGAGUCAGCGUCAUGGGCAUUACCCAGGAUCAGCUGCAUCUUACCGUAUAUUAGAGGUUGGCUGUGGGGCUGGGAAUACAGUCUUCCCAAUUUUACAAACCAACAAUGACCCAGGCCUGUUCGUUUAUUGCUGUGAUUUUUCUACAACAGCUGUGGAUCUUGUCCAGAACAGUGCAGAAUAUGAUUCUUCUCGCUGCUUUGCAUUUGUCCAUGACCUGUGCAAUGACCAAAGUCCUUUCCCAAUGCCAGAGGAGAGCCUUGACAUUGUUAUUCUUAUCUUUGUCCUCUCAGCAAUUCUCCCAGAGAAGAUGCAGUGCAUUGUGACCAGACUGAGUCGCCUUCUGAAACCAGGGGGAAUGAUUUUGUUACGAGAUUACGGCCGGUAUGAUCUCGCCCAACUUCGGUUUAAGAAAGGUCAAUGUCUGUCUGAUAACUUCUAUGUGAGAGGUGAUGGCACCAGAGUCUACUUCUUCACACAAGAUGAAUUAGAUCAUCUGUUCACCACAGCUGGGCUGGAAAAAAUCCAGAAUCUGGUUGAUCGGAGAUUGCAAGUGAACCGUGGGAAACAGAUGACAAUGUAUCGGGUGUGGAUCCAGUGCAAGUACUGCAAACCCCCCACCCUUCAGCCAUGAGGCAUGUGGACUUUGGGCUGGAGCUUCUUCAUCUCCUUCUGGUGACAUGUGUGUGAUGCCGUUCUGCACACCCAGGACCUCAGUGCCUUGUACCAUGCCUGGCAUCACUUCAAGUGAGUUCUGCUAAGGACGAAUGCCCUGAGAGUAGAGCAAGCAUUUUAGAUGUCAUAAAAUCACAGACUAUACUGAGUUGGGAAGGACCUGUGAAGAUCAAGUCCAACUCCUGGCCCUGCACAGGACACCCCAACAAUCCCACCCUGUGCCUGAAAGCAUUGUCCAAACACUCCUUGAGUUCUGGAAGCCUUGGGGCCGUGACCCAUUCCCUGAGGAACCUGUUCAGUGCCCAACCAGCCUUUGUGGGAAGAACCUCUUUCUGAUAUCCAGCCUAACCCUCCCUGGACACAGCUCUAGCCAUUUUCUCGAGUCCUGUCCCUGGUCAGGAGAGUGAAGAAAUUGGUUCCUGCUGCUCUGCUGUCCCUCAGGAGGAUGUUGAAGAUCCCAGCGAGGUCUGACCUCAGUGUCCUCCAUCUGAACAGACCAAGUGCCCUCAGCCAGUCUUCAUAUGGCUUACCCUCAAGGCUCUUCACCAUUCUCAUGGCCCUUCUCUGGAUGGUUCUAGUAGCUUAAUGUCUUUUUUAUCUUGUGGGGCCCAAAACUGUCCCCAGCACUUGAGGUGGGGCUGUCCCAAAGCAGAGCAGGACAAUCUCCUGCCUGACCAGGAAUGCUUUACCUAAUGCCCCAGGACACAGAUGUCCUUCCUGGCUGCCGGGGCUCUGCUGACUCAGGUUCAACUUGCCAUGGACCAGGACACCCAAGUCACUUCCUGCAGGUGCUCUCAGCCUCAUUCCCCAGUCCACCCACACAUCCAGCCUUGCCCCUUCCCACGUGCAGAAUCCAGCACUUUCCCUUGUUGAACUUCCCAUGAUUGGUGAUUGCCCAUUUCUCUGAUUUGUCAAGGUUUCUCUGGAGGCCCUCUCUGGCCCUGAGAGACUUGCCAGCUCCUCCCAGUUCACUGCAGACAGCAAACUUCCUUAGUAUUCCUUCAAGUCCUGCAUCCAGUUCUUUAAUGUGGAUGUUGAAGAGCACAGGCUUGAGAAGGGUGCCCUUUAAAUGUCAUGCUACUGGUCUGCAUUUUAAAAAUUAUUUAUGGUUUUAAUCUAAGAGAUGGUCAUGGUGUCUUACAGCAGCUGAGCAAGUUGAGGAGUGACUUGCUCACACUCUGGAUUUCCACAUGAAACAGGAGAGCUCUGACCUUAUCUCUGUCUUGUGUACUCUUGUCUUGGCAACAAGCAUACAAAAGAUAAACCUCCUCUUCUCUG